GUCGGCCGGCGAAUCGUGCCCGGGAUUGUCGAUUCGGCUGGAAGCGGGCGACGCGACGCGAGAGGUACAGAGGCGAGGAAGAGGCGCCGUUAUUAUCGAUGUCUUUAAAAAGCAACGUGAAACAAUUCCAAUAAGCGAAAUAAGAUCGGUCUGAACUGGCCGCUCGUCUGUCUCGCUUGGCGCAUAUAGGGUUUCGGUUUUCGAUUACCGCGAGUCUUCUGAGUCACGAAUGUUUACUACAGUGCGGAGGGUACUUUCGAAGAAAGCCUCGGGUGGGUGUCCACUCGCUCGCUCACGCAUCCGCAAGCGGGCUAUCGAUUCGAGCAAGCGUCGGAUUACCGCGUUCCUUCAUCGUUUGCACGGUAUUCUUCGUCUUUGCCCUCCCGAUAUCGCUGGAGAAAAUCUUACGCCGUCUUUGCAACAAUUUCGCGAUUCAAAAGCAAAUGGUAACUCGAUAGAAUUCACUGUGCCGUCAUCAUUCAUUAAUAUUGAGUGUCUGAGAAUAAGAUAAAAUGCGUGUGCAUUCGCGAUCGAUACACUUGGACGAGCCUCCCCAAUACCGGUGCUCGCACUGCGUGAGUGCGUGGGUGAUAUUCGGUUGCGAAGAGAGGCGAAGAAGGGAAGCGAGCAGGCGAGGUGCAUCAGGUGUAUCCGUAGAGUGGUGGUAGAGUUACGCGCGUUGACGAGAAGUGAGCUCGACGCCCGCGAGAGUCAUGCUUUUAGCGUCAAUCUUCGUUUCACGACACGUCUCAUCGGUUUCCCGUCUUUCUGCGGACACGUGAACGCGCAGUUUUCCAGCUGCGAAUCGUCGUGCUUCGGCGGGCCAUUUCGUCCUUGUCGUUAUCGAGAUAGCGGCGGUAUUCCUGAACGGCAUGGACACGAGGCACGAAGCCGCGCGGCGUAGAAUGAGCCACGAAGGCGCGACGCUUUCCUGGCGAAACUUGUCCGUUUACGCGGUGGAUCAGAGCCGACGCACUGUAAGCAAGCAGCUCAUCAAUAGCGCCCGAGGCGUGGUACGGCCUGGCGAGCUCACCGCGAUCUUAGGCGGCAGCGGCGCUGGAAAAAGCUCGCUGAUGACAGCACUGGCAUUUCGCACAGAACCCGGCACCGUUGUGCACGGUGAUGUCCACGUCAACGGCACGUCGGCUGGCUCCUCGUACAUGAGACGUCACAGCGGCUUCAUGCAUCAGGAAGACAUGUUUAUCGAGACAAUGACGGUGCUCGAGCACAUCUGGUUUAUGGCUAGAAUGAAAUUAGACGGGAGAAUGCGCACCUCGGACAUUCGUCUCAAGAUCGAUCGUUUGUUGAGGGACAUCGGUCUCGUCGAGAGACGCGACGCUCGCAUCGGCGGCGGCGACGACGGCAAGGUUUUAUCGGGCGGAGAGAAGAAGAGGCUGGCUUUCGCCACCGAGCUGCUGACGGAUCCUGAGAUACUGUUCCUGGACGAGCCAACAACGGGACAGGACGCGCAUUCGGCCGGCGUCCUCGUGUCGCACAUGACGUCCUUCGCAUUGAGGAACCGCACGGUUUUGUGCACCAUACACCAACCGAGCUCCACCAUCUUCGACAGCUUCCAUCGCAUAAUCCUCUUAGCCGGCGGUAGAGUGGCGUUUGCCGGUACCAGCACGCAAGCGAUACAGUUUUUCUCCAGCCAAGGCUACACGUGUCCGUGCAAUUACAAUCCGGCCGACUUCCUGGUGGCGACUCUGGCGAUCGCGCCCAGCGACGCGGACGGUAGCGGAAGAGUCGCGCAGAAGAUCUGCGACGCGUUUCUCACGAGCGAAGCCUGCAACGAAAUCGACAUUAUAUUGCAGCAGGAGCUCGAUGCCGCUCGUGUGCAAUGCCCCGCCAGAGGGAACACUCGCGGGUCGCACGCCUUCGUGGAACCGCGCUGCUGGUUGCGGCUCUACUGGCUGAUCCAUCGCGGAUUCCUGCAAGUUCUGCGGGACCCCUCGGUGCAAUUCAUCAGGAUAUUGCAAAAAGUGAGCAUCGCAACGACCGCCGGCCUCUGCUUCGUCGGCGCCGUCGAUCUCGAUCAACUGGGCAUUCAGGCCGUGGACGGCGUUAUAUAUCUCCUGGUGUGCGAGAAUGCGUUCUUCCCCAUGUACGCGACCUUGGCGCUGAUCCCGCAGGAACUGCCGCUUCUCCUUCGAGAGUACAAAGCGGGCAUGUACCCCGUCCACCUUUACUACCUGGCGCGAAUGAUAUCGCUGGUACCCGGGCUGCUGGUGGAGCCGAUGCUGUUCACCGUAAUAAUGUACUGGCUGGCGGGCUUGCGUCCCGCGAUGGAUGCUCUCGGCCUGACUAUCUUGGUGGUUGUGUUCACGAUGAACGUGUCUACCGCGUGCGGGUGCUUCUUCUCGGCCGUCUACCAGAGCGUGCCGCUGGCGAUGGCGUACCUCGUGCCCUUCGAUUACGUUCUUAUGAUAACCAUGGGACCUUUCAUCAAGCUCGGUUCGUUGCCCGUGUACGUGCGAUGGGUAAGGUACGUCUCCUGGCUGCUGCACUCCACGGAGGCCCUCACAAUUAUCCAGUGGCGAGGCGUGCAUAAUAUAUCCUGCGAGACGACCGAGCUGCCCUGCCUCACUGAGGGCGCCGACGUGCUGGACCGCUACGACUUCGACGAGCGCAACUUCUGGCCCGACGUCGCCCUCAUGGCUAUCAUCUACGCCGUCUUCCACUCGCUGGCGUACGUCUUCCUGUGGAGGCGAUGCAGAUCGAAAUAAACGGAUCUUAACGACGCCAAAA
Vollenhovia emeryi is the source of this 2748-nucleotide messenger RNA. Its product is annotated as protein scarlet. Gene Ontology annotation, cellular component: plasma membrane. The transcript is spliced from 15 exons. The coding region runs from base 873 to 2726 and encodes 617 amino acids. The record is from RefSeq and is a predicted model, not a curated record. Lineage: Eukaryota; Metazoa; Arthropoda; Insecta; Hymenoptera; Formicidae. Gene Ontology annotation, molecular function: ATP binding; ABC-type transporter activity; ATP hydrolysis activity.